Molecule: messenger RNA, 523 nt
Organism: Equus quagga
Lineage: Eukaryota; Metazoa; Chordata; Mammalia; Perissodactyla; Equidae
Gene: NICOL1
Product: chromosome 3 C4orf48 homolog
Exons: 4
Coding region: 55-474 (139 amino acids)
Source: RefSeq, a predicted model, not a curated record
CCCUUUAAACUAGCGGCUCGCGCAGUCUCGGAGUUUCCAUGACGACGACGUCAGAUGGGGGACCCGGGCGGGGUCGGGUCGGUGCGCAUGCGCGGUGCGCGCCGGACGCAGCAAGUCUUCCCGAGUCGCCCGCCCUGCUGUCGCGGGGUCCCUGAACCGCGGGCGGCCCCGGGCUCCCUCGGCUCGGCCAUGGCCCCCCCGCCGCCGUGCAGGCCCCCGACGUCGGCGCCGCGGCUGCUGCUGCUACUACUGAGCUUCGCGCUGCUGGGCGCCCAGGUCCGCCCCGAGCCCGCCGCCGGGAGCGCAGUCCCCGCGCAGAGCCGCCCGUGCGUGGACUGCCACGCGUUCGAGUUCAUGCAGCGCGCCCUGCAGGACCUGCGGAAGACGGCCUACAGCCUGGACGCGCGGACGGAGACCCUCCUGCUGCAGGCCGAGCGCCGGGCCCUGUGUGCUUGCUGGCCGGCUGGGCGCUGAGGACCCUCAGCCGGUGCUGUUCUCUCAUCAAUAAACACCUGGCCCAGCG